AUGAAAGCAGGCAAGCCAAACCAAACAUAGCAAGGGGAAGCAAAGGCAAACUCCAACCAAAUGGGCACCAAACUGGUAAAGGGAUAGGCUGGUAUAUAGGGAGACUAGGUGGCCAAGCGAGAAGGACAGCCAAGCGGGGAGACACAGCAACCGCGAGAACAAGAAGAAACUCCACUCCGUUUCAUAUAGUGGGAGCUAGCUAGAUAAGAGUAGAUAGAUAGAUACACAGGGAGCUAGCUAGCGGAGGAAAGCACAGGAAUCAAACAAGUUUUUGUUUACUGUGCGGAUCGAUCUUUCCCUGGCUUGCAAGCAAAGGCCGGCCGGCCGGGGCGGCGCGCGGUAAGUUUCCUUUAAAGCGCGGCAGCGGGAAGCAGGAGUCGGCCCAGCAUGCAGCAGCGGCGCAAGUCGGUGUUCGGGUCGGCGCCGUACGCGAUGAAGCAGGCGGCGCUGGGCGCGGGCGUGGCGGCGCGGAAGAACGGCACGCCGCUGUCGAUGGCGGCGGUGGUGUUCUCGCUGUUCGUGUUCGCGACGUUCCUGUACAACGAGGACAUCAAGUCCAUCGCCGACUUCCCCUUCAGCGCCGGCGCGCUCCGGGCCAAGUCCCCCGACCUGCACCUCCUGCAGGAGGCCGAGGCCGCCGCGCACCAGGCCGUCACCACCCUCGCCAGGCGCGGCGAGGAGGUCAUCGUGCGCGUCCUCGACGCGCCCGCCACGGCGACCCUUCGGCCGGCGGCCAACGGCAGCAUCACCGGGACGGUGGUGGUGGCCAGGGCCAAUGCCGCCCUCGCCAAAGCCAACGCCAACGCGGCCGCGAAGGAGGAGGAGGGGCAGGAGAAGGACAGGGACGUGACGCUGCCUAGAGUGCUGGGAGGCGGCGGCGCGGAGGAGGCGAAGCGGCGGGAGGACGAGGAGGUGGCCGAGAGGGCCUCCACGGCGAAGGCCGCCGCGGCGACGGCGGCGCUGCGGACGGUGGUGAGCGUGCCGGAGACGUGCGACCUGUACCGCGGCGGCUGGGUGCACGACGAGGUGAACGCGCCGGUGUACAAGGAGGCGCAGUGCGAGUUCCUGACGGAGCAGGUCACCUGCAUGCGCAACGGCCGCCGCGACGACUCGUACCAGAAGUGGCGGUGGCAGCCCACCGACUGCGACCUCCCGCGGUUCGACGCGCUGCUGCUGCUGGAGCGGCUUCGCAACAAGCGGCUGAUGUUCGUGGGCGACUCGCUGAACCGAAACCAGUGGGAGUCGAUGGUGUGCCUGGUGCAGUCGGUGAUCCCCAAAGGCCACAAGACCCUCACCAAGUUCGUCAACAAUGGUUCCAGCAACAUCUUCUACGCCCAUGACUACAACGCGACAGUAGAGUUCUACUGGGCGCCGUUCCUGGUGGAGUCCAACUCCGACAACCCCAAGGUGCACAGCGUCCCCAACCGCAUCAUCCAGUGGCACUCCAUCGCCAAGCACGCCCAGAACUGGGUCGGCGUCGACUACCUCAUCUUCAACACCUACAUCUGGUGGCUCAAUGAGCUCAACAUGAAAGUCCUGAAAGGGUCAUUCGAGGAGGGCGCUACCGAGUACGAGGAGGUCGACCGGCCCGUGGCGUACAGCCAGGUGCUCAAGACAUGGGCAAAGUGGGUGGACCGCAACAUUGACCCCAACAGGACCACUGUCUUCUUCAUGGGCAUGUCACCCAACCACAUCACGCCGGAGGCGUGGGGCAACCAGGGCGGCAUCAAGUGCGCGAUGGAGACGCAGCCGAUCAGCAACCGGAGCGCGACGCUGGACGUGGGCACGGACUGGCGCCUCUACGCCGGCGCCCAGGACGUGCUGCGGACGUUCCGGCGCGUGCCCGUGCACUUCGUCGACAUCACGGCGCUGUCGGAGCUGCGCAAGGACGCGCACACCUCCGUGCACACGCUCCGGCAGGGGAAGCUGCUCACGCCGGAGCAGCAGGCCGACCCCAGGACGUUCGCCGACUGCAUCCACUGGUGCCUGCCGGGACUCCCCGACACCUGGAACCAGUUCCUCUACGCCCACAUCGUGUCCAGGCCCUGGACGACUGCAUCCACUACUGAAGCGUAG
Molecule: messenger RNA, 2076 nt
Organism: Lolium rigidum
Lineage: Eukaryota; Viridiplantae; Streptophyta; Magnoliopsida; Poales; Poaceae
Product: protein trichome birefringence-like 28
Exons: 5
Coding region: 388-2076 (562 amino acids)
Cellular component (GO): Golgi apparatus
Molecular function (GO): O-acetyltransferase activity
Source: RefSeq, a predicted model, not a curated record